CUAGCACUGCACCCCUAAUCCCUAUUCCCUGACACCGAACCCAAGCUGCGAAGAAGGAAAAAGAAAAGGAAGCUCAGUGCCUCAGUGGCGAGUAGAUACUACUGCUUCAGUUGGUGAAGGAACCAAGCAACAAUGGCGGAUCAUACUACCAGAAGCCCCAUUAAGUCCUCAGGGUUUCAGUUGGAACUGUUGCGGGUACCAGGAGACGGCAACAGGCGGUGGCGAUUGGCAAAGAAAGAAGGGAGUCUCUUGUGCGUGCCAAGAGGCUCUGUAGGGUCCCCGUUGGCGGCGGUGGCGACGGGGACGGCGAUGGCCAAGCUCCCCUUGACAGUGACAUGAUCAUUGAUGAAGAGCAAUCCAUUUUGGACUCUCAAACUUCCCUUGCCGUCGAAAAGUUGAAAUCUUCUGUUGCUUUUCAGGGGAAGGGUGCAAUGCAUAAAAGAGUGGUUGCCCUGCAAGAAUUAAGGCGACUGCUGUCAAGGUCUGAAUUUCCGCCUGUUGAGUCUGCUAUUAAAGCCGGCGUGGUACCUGCACUUGUGCAGUGUCUUUCGUUUGGGUCUCCGGAUGAACAGUUGCUGGAGGCGGCUUGGUGUCUUACAAAUAUUGCUGCAGGGAAUCCUGAAGAAACAAAAGCUUUGUUGCCUGCAUUACCUUUGCUUAUUGCUCAUCUUGGGGAAAAGAGCUCGUCACCUGUUGCCGAACAGUGUGCUUGGGCUCUUGGAAAUGUAGCUGGUGAAGGCGAAGAGUUGAGGAAUGUUCUGCUUGCUCAAGGGGCUUUACUACCUCUUGCAAGAAUGAUGCUACCAAACAAAGGUUCAACUGUUAGAACAGCUGCCUGGGCUUUGUCUAACCUCAUCAAGGGUCCAGAACCGAAAGCUGCAACUGAACUCAUUCGUGUUGAUGGAGUAUUGGAUGCAAUCGUUCGACACUUGAAGAAAGCGGAUGACGAAUUAGCAACUGAAGUAGCAUGGGUAGUUGUGUAUCUGUCGGCACUUUCAAAUGUAGCUACGAGUCUGCUGGUGAAGAGUGACAUGCUUCAAUUGCUAGUCCACAGAUUGGCAACAUCAAAUAGCUUGCAAUUACUGAUUCCAGUUUUGCGAAGUUUAGGUAAUCUCAUUGCUGCUGAUUCCCAUACAAUUUAUGUUAUUUUGACACCUGGACAAGAAAUUACAGAUAAUAUCAUAAAAGCCCUGGUAAAAUGUAUGAAUAGCGAACACAGGGUCUUAAAGAAGGAAGCAGCCUGGGUGCUAUCUAAUAUUGCCGCCGGUGACAUUGAGCACAAGCGGUUGAUACAUUCAAGCGAGGCGGUGCCUUUGCUGUUGCGUCUUCUUUCUGCCGCUCCAUUCGAUAUAAGAAAGGAAGUUGCUUAUGUAUUGGGGAACCUUUGUGUUGCGCCUACUAAAGGUAAUGCGAAGCCGGAUCUGAUCUUUGAGCACCUGAUUUCGCUGGUCGAAAAAGGAUGCUUGCCAGGUUUUAUUGAUUUGGUUAGAUCUGCUGAUAUUGAAGCUGCUAGGCUUGGACUCCAAUUCAUAGAGCUGGUCCUGAGAGGGAUGCCAAAUGGCAAGGGCCUAAAGCUUGUAGAAGAAGAGGAUGGGAUUGAAGCAAUGGAAAGAUUUCAGUUUCAUGAAAAUGAACAACUGAGAACUAUGGCAAAUACCCUUGUUGACAAGUACUUUGGAGAGGACUAUGGCCUUCAUGACCAGUAACAUUAGUUGUUUGAUAUUGUAAUAAAUGUGCUCUUUCUCCCACACAAUUUUAAAUGAAAAUGUAAAAUUUUAUUAGUGUUAUUAACUCUAGAGACUAGUGAGUUGUAAUUUUUGGCUGGCUUAAUUUGAAACAUUUUUGAAAUAACUGUC
Molecule: messenger RNA, 1856 nt
Organism: Arachis duranensis
Lineage: Eukaryota; Viridiplantae; Streptophyta; Magnoliopsida; Fabales; Fabaceae
Product: importin subunit alpha-9
Exons: 11
Coding region: 336-1706 (456 amino acids)
Biological process (GO): NLS-bearing protein import into nucleus
Cellular component (GO): nucleus; cytoplasm
Molecular function (GO): protein binding; nuclear import signal receptor activity
Source: RefSeq, a predicted model, not a curated record